Messenger RNA from Lepisosteus oculatus (spotted gar), 3255 nucleotides. RefSeq names its product lysosomal associated membrane protein 1a (gene lamp1a). Gene Ontology annotation, biological process: establishment of protein localization to organelle. Gene Ontology annotation, cellular component: plasma membrane; lysosomal membrane; late endosome membrane. The record is from RefSeq and is a predicted model, not a curated record. NCBI's taxonomy places the organism in Eukaryota, Metazoa, Chordata, Actinopteri, Semionotiformes, Lepisosteidae.
UGGUACAGCGGCGGACAGAGGGAGAGAGACGGAUUUCUGCGAGCGGGUCUGGGCCGGGUCGAUCGCCUUCGGAGUGCGAGGCUGAGAUAAAAACAAAAAACAAAAAAACCCCGGGGAUACAGCUCAGGACGAGUGGGAAGGAGGCGCAGUGCGUGGCUCGGCGGCGUGGAGGCCCCUUUGCGUGACUGUCUCGUCGGCUGUCCCAGUCCACCGGGGCCGUGUUUUGCGUGAUCUACCGAGUCAGCCGCGCUCUGACGACAUGGCCCAGCGCUCCGGCAAACGCGCUUUCCUCGCCGGGAUGGCUCUGCUGGCUCUGCUGGGUUGCCUGCGCCCGGUGCACGCUGUGGUCCUGGAGGUGAAAGAAGGGAACGUGUCCUGUAUCAUAGCUGACCUCUCGGCUAACUUCUCCGUUCUGUACAGCCUUAGCAGUGGCACGGGCACAGCGCAGUUGGUCCUGCCCAGCUCGGCAGAAGUGGACAAGGGCAGCAGAUGUGGGAAUACUUCCCUGUCCCCCUUACUGGUAGCCAGCUUUGGAAAUGGGCACUCUCUCAGCCUGGGCUUUUUUAGGAAUGAGACCAAGUAUGGCGUGGGCACCCUGAACGUUACCUUCAACCUCAAUGACAACGUGACCUUUCCUGACGCAAAGAGCAAAGAUCCACUGAACGCGUCAAGCAGCUCCACUGGUAUCCUGGCUCAGCUGAACACGACCUACAGAUGUAUGAGCACGUCGCGGGUGGUCAUGGACGGUGUCAACGUGACAUUCACAAACAUGAGGGUGGAAGCUUACGUAAAAGCCAAUAACCUCAGCAAAGAAGAAACUGUUUGCGCAGCAGAUGCCAGCGCUACCACAACGUCAGCCCCUAAAACGACGCCCGUCACAACCACGCCCGUCACAACCACGCCAGUCCCAACCAUGGCCCCCGGCAACCCUUUACCAGGCAACUACAACGUGACCAAUCAGAACGGCACCUGCCUUCUGGCUGCAAUGGGCCUGCAGCUGAACUUCACCUACUUCUCUGCUGUGCGCAACAAGACUGUGCAGGACAUCGUGAACCUCCAGCCCAACGUCACCAAAAGCUCUGGCUCCUGCGAGGCCAGUUCUGCCACCCUGAUUCUGAUGUACGAGAGAACCAACCUGACCUUCACCUUCACACUGAAUUCUACAGUAAAGAAAUACCACCUCAGUGCCCUCGGUGUCGAUGCGUCCUUGCCGGACAUGACUGCCCCCUUCAGCGCGAGCAACGCCACCCUGGAUGUCCUAAGAGGCACCCUGGGGAAGUCCUACAUGUGCAACUCGAAGCAGACCUUGGUGGUUUCUGACCGGUUCUCCGUCAAUACCUUCCGGCUUCAGGUCCAGCCCUUCGGGGUCAGCAACAACCAGUUUGGGGCAGCGGAAGAGUGCCAGCUGGAUGAAGACAAUAUGCUCAUACCUAUAAUAGUGGGUGCUGCGCUGGCUGGACUUGUGCUGAUUGUCCUAAUUGCAUAUUUGAUUGGAAGGAAGAGGAGUCAUGCUGGGUAUCAAACCAUCUAAAUGCAUCGUAAAGUGAUGUCGAAGAUAAAGGACGGUCAACCACUCUUACUAACCAGACUCUCAGAAGAACGCAGUACAAGACCUUUUAAUUCUAUACAUACAUUGUAAGGGAGUUUUUUUUUUUUUUAGUUGACCUAGGUAUUGGCUUCUUGACACAUGUAUAUGAAAAUGCUAUAUUUAUUAAUGAGAUGGAGCAGCAGUUUUGAAUUGGCACUUUUUGACCUGAAUUUGUGAGCACUUCUGGUAUUGAGAGCACACCAGCAUUGCUUGAACAGUGCUAGUUCAGCGAUUUCUACAUCCUAGGCGCCCAUAUGCUUGAGUCUCGCUCUGUUGUUUAAUAUAUGGUAAUGCUACACGUGCUCUUGAAUCUGUAACAAUUCCAGAUUAUUUUGGUGAAACCAUAAGAACUGACUAAUCUCGAUUUGUACGUUGUCACUUAUUUUCCCACCUUAUGGGAGAGGAAUUUUGCAGUAUUUUAUUUAGAGAAAAUAAAACGCACUUAUCAUUAAUUUGUAAAUUUUGGAAUAAUUCUUAAUGUUGGAAGUGCUAGUUCCAGGAACAGGAUAAGGAAAAAUCUUCAUUGCACCACAGGAGCGAUCACUCGUGGGGAAAUUCUGCCUUUUCAUUGCACCCCGUUGCUGUGUUAACUAUUAAGGUUUAUUUUUCCUUCACCAGUUUGCAAUUCUGGUUGGUUUUUCCCCUUUAAGUUAUAGGGGCUUGGUUCCCCUUCUGGAUGUGGUGUACAGUAUAACUCCUCAGGCCUUCUUGCUCCAAUUGGGUUUGUUGCGGUUCCUUUGACUUUCCGUGCAGGCAUUGAUGGUAACGAUGCUAAUAAAAGGAUUUUGGUUUGCUUUUUGUUCAGCGAAUGUAUUUUUUUUUUGUAUUUCGGUUGACGUACAUAACGACUGACUGCUCUUUUUCCACACCAAGGGGCUAGUAGGCUCCUUAAAAGGGAAUUCUUGAAUGUCUAACCUGGCUUUGCCAGUAUUGGCGAUGCUGGCUGUUGUACUCCCCUCCACCCCACCCAUCGGUUUGUUGUUGGAGUUCAAGUUAAUGCCCGUUUGUCCUGCUCGUGUGAGAGAGCAGCGACCUGAUCCCGCCGGCCCGGCGAGAUCGGGCCAAACCCCACGGCACUGUGGCUUUAUCGGAUCCGAAACCCUCGAUGAAAGGGGCUGACUUUGAGAACACCAAAACAUCCGUUCAUGGCAGGACGGCGGCUGUAAUGAAGGCGUGUUCAACGCCAGGCACCUCUGGGUGGCUUGUAUCGGAGAUCUCCGUUUUAUUCGGCACCAUUUUAGAGAGGGGUGCUGUGUAAAGGACUGCGCGUCCCUGCCUUGGCCCUCCUCCCGCAGUUGUCCAGGCUCGGGUCUGGGUCGCAGCCCGUGAGCUGGUGCUGUUCAAGACCACGUUUCUCAAGCUGCCCUGCAGGUUCCAAAGCCACUCGGGUCAAAACGAUGAGCUUUGCGUUGCACAACGUGCGCUCUAGUUGUAAUACAGACAGUGUUUAACCCUUGCCCAAAUCAUGUCCCGGGAGAGUGCAUGUUGUAGAGGAAUGGACAGGUGGAUGGGGUGCUUACUAAAAGAUGUGAAAUACCAUUUUCACUAAUCCCUGGAAUAUAUUAAUUAUAUUCCAUUCUAGUGAAUUUUUUUUAUUUUUGUAGGGAAUGCUUCAAUCUUUUUUCUAUAUGCAUCUCAGUGAGGUAAAUAAAGAUGGAUGACAAAGA